AUGAUAGAAAGAGAAGAAAACCUUAUUAUUCGAAAUAAUAGAUAUAAUGGCAACAAAUUGGUAUAUAAUGAUAUGAUUAAAAUUUGGAUAACAUUUGGUUAAAAAAAAACAUAAUUUUAUCUUGGUUUUAAUAAAUUUAAGUUCAUAUAUGCAAUUCAUACUGGCCUGGAUUUAUUAAUAAAAAUUAAUUAAAAUGUUAUCUCAAAUGUUUUAAAAAUAAUCCAUUUUGCCGGAGGUGGUUGUGUAUUAGUAAACCAAUUAAAAUCAGGAAUUUCAUAGUCAGAUAAUUAAGAUCUUUAUAAUUUCUUUAAUAAAUUCUAUUUUUAUGUUGAGAAAAUUUGCACUAAGGCUGUUGUUGCUGCUGAUUCGUCUGAAUCUUAAGAAAUAAUGAUAGCACUCUAAUGGUUUAUUUUUUAAGAAGAAAAUAUUUACAAUCUCAACAAAAAUGCUUAAAGUGUAGUGAAAUCAUAUGAUUUAAUCUUAAAGGGAAUCAAAAAGUUAUUGAAAAGCUGUUUGAUCUGCAUUAGAACAGAUUCUUUUAAAUGUUUAUAUAUCUUAUAGAUAACAGCGUCACUUUCUAAAGUUAUAUUUAGCUUCCAUGUACUUAAUGAGAAGAGAUUUAUGAAAUGUGAUUUAUAACAGGAAUUUUUGGAUAUCUCUGAUGAACUAAGAUAACAAAUGUAAAUAGAGAAGAAUGAUUUGAUUCAAAAUGAAAUGGAAGUCUAUCUUUUCUUAACAAAAACCUCUUUCGAGAUCUCACCUAAUAAUGGAAAAGAAAAGGAAAAAAUCUUAUAAGGAUGUUUAUACGGUAUUAUUGAUUCGAUAAUUUAAAUGAGGCCAAACGAGAAAUUGCUUGAAUCAUUAUUUCAGGGAGCCUGUCUUAUUUAAAAAUUGUAUGAGGUAAGCAACAAUAGAAAAUAAUUUGAAGUUUAUUUUUAAAUUGAUAUGUUGUAAUGGGAAAUAAUUAGUUAUUUUAAGAAUGAUAAAUUUUAACAUCUAGAUGAAAUUCUUUUACAGGUUGAGCAAAUACAUGAUAAGAUGUAAAAAAUUCAAAUUUAUGGUAAUAUCAUUAUCUUUGGGUGUAAAUGAUUGGAAAAAUCAUAUAUUAUUAUCCACAUAUAACUAAAAAGAAAUUAUCUCAGCUGAUAAAUUCUUUUAACUUUGGAUUAAAUCCAGAUUAAAUUUGGAAUGA
Paramecium octaurelia is the source of this 1192-nucleotide messenger RNA. Lineage: Eukaryota; Ciliophora; Oligohymenophorea; Peniculida; Parameciidae. The record is from the annotation of a GenBank genome assembly.